CAGCAAAAGAACAACACAAACACUCUUUUUUUUACACACAAUUCACAUAAGCAUCUUCAAUACAAAACACUAAGAAGAGUAGAGAUUCAAAACCUUUAUACAUGAGCACAGAUUGGGGACCGGUGAUUGUAGCGGUGUCUCUAUUCAUCCUACUCUCACCAGGACUACUAUUCCAGCUUCCGGCCAGGACAAGAGUGGUUGAAUUCGGGAACAUGACCACAAGCGGUAUAGCCAUUUUGAUUCACGCAGUUAUAUACUUUUGUAUACUUACAAUCUUGGUGAUUGCUAUACAAAUUCACAUCCAUUUCUAGUUUCUACUCUUAAUAUCAUGUAACAACAACAAAAAAAAA
Camelina sativa (false flax) is the source of this 350-nucleotide messenger RNA. RefSeq lists its product as uncharacterized. The record is from RefSeq and is a predicted model, not a curated record. NCBI's taxonomy places the organism in Eukaryota, Viridiplantae, Streptophyta, Magnoliopsida, Brassicales, Brassicaceae.